Leptidea sinapis is the source of this 4541-nucleotide messenger RNA. RefSeq names its product echinoderm microtubule-associated protein-like 2. Gene Ontology annotation, molecular function: microtubule binding. Gene Ontology annotation, cellular component: mitotic spindle. The record is from RefSeq and is a predicted model, not a curated record. NCBI's taxonomy places the organism in Eukaryota, Metazoa, Arthropoda, Insecta, Lepidoptera, Pieridae. Gene Ontology annotation, biological process: microtubule cytoskeleton organization. Bases 209 to 2830 code for a protein of 873 amino acids. The transcript is spliced from 20 exons.
CCGUGUUUAAUAGACGUCCGUUAAUAAAACACUCAGAACUCUAUACGUAGAUUGCGUAUAGAAGUUUUUGAACUAAAUGUGUGUGACAUAGUGAGUUUAUUGUGAAGUUUUUUCGUGAUUUUAUAUAAAUCACGACUAAUACUUUUGCGGAACUAAACGGAUUUUAAAAAUUGUUAGAUGAUAGUGAUGUGGUGAAGCACACUGCGUGAUGAUGAGGCUCGAGCCAGUGGAGAAGCAGCAUCGGUAUCACAACCUGUUGAACGACGAUCAUGCCAAUGAAAUGCUAGAGAGCGAGGGUGCCGGGUUGGCAACACGGGUCGCGGAGCUGGAGGUGAAGUGCUCGCGGCAGGCGGAGGAGCUGCUGUGUCUGCGGUCGACCCUAGCUGAUGCGUUGCGGAGGCUGAACGCGCUGGAGGGCCGGGCACCGGCCACCACCACCUCGCAGCGGAACGGCGCUUACACAGGACCGACAGGAACUCCUACCAGAGAGCUACGGAUCAGACAGUCAACAUACAGAGAGACUGCCAAGAGAAGCUCUAGUUACGGCUCCAGUGCAUCAUCACUACCUCAAAGACGCGGUCCUCAGCACCAAUCAACAGGCUCCCUCCAGUCAGACUCGCCGGCUUCUUCGUCGUCGUUAUCGCCGGCACCCUCGCCUUCGCCUCGCGCCACCCCCGCACCAAACCACGUGCCACAACAACAACCCUACAGAUCCCGAAACAAUUCAACUUCGAGCAAUCAAAGUCCGUCUCCGGGAGCCACGCUGACCAAGAGAUGGAACUCCACUGGCGAUUUCAACACGCAGGGCCUCCUUCCUAAUGCCAGGUUCACAAGCACCAAGUCGUUGCUAAAUUUGUAUUCUAAGCCAUCGCAAAAUGGACCGAUCCUCAAACAUGGCACGCACACGUGUCAGUACAAUGAAGAGGAUGGUUCGAUAAGAAUGUACCUUCGCGGCAGACCAGUGGUGCUGCACGGUCCCAGCGACCAGGAUACGUUGGACCCUGCUAAGGUGGCGCCACCUCCCCAGAACAAGCUCAAGUUGGAAUGGGUGUAUGGCUACAGAGGUAAAGAUUGCCGCAAUAACCUGUACCUGCUGCCUACGGGGGAGGUGGUCUACUUCGUGGCGGCGGUUGUGGUUCUCUUCAACGUGGACGAGCAGUGCCAGAGACAUUACACCGGCCACACGGACGACGUCAAGUGUAUCACGGUGCAUCCCAAUAAGUUGGUGAUCGCCAGUGGACAGUGCGCAGGCCAUGAUCGAGUUGACGCUAGGCCCCACAUACGUGUCUGGAACUCCGUCUCCUUAGCAACUCUAGCUGUGAUCGGCGCCGGCCACAUCGAGCAGGCCGUGGCGUGCUUGACCUUCUCGAGAGCUGAUGGCGGCUCCCUGCUGGCCUGUGUGGACGACGGGCCAGACCACAUCAUCACGGUGUGGGAGUGGCAGAGGCCAGAUAAAGGGCACUGUCUCGCUGAAACUAAGUGCUCGGUGGACACGGUAGUGGCGGCGGAGUUCCACCCCCUGGACCGCAACCAGAUCGUGACUUGCGGCAAGGGACACAUCGCCUUCUGGACCCUGGACGCCUCCAACGUGCUCUACAAGCGGAUGGGGAUCUUUGAGAGCAGAGACAAGCCCAAAUACGUUACCUGUCUCGGAUUUAAUCACACCGGUGACGUCAUAUCGGGCGACAGCAAUGGCAACCUGAUCGUGUGGGGCCGCGGCACCAACACGGUGGCCAAGUUCGUCCGCGGCGUCCACUCGGGCUCCGUGUUCAGCGUGUGCGCCCGCAAGGACGGCGCGGUGGUGACCGGCGGCGGGAAGGACGGCCGCGUCGUGCUGUUCGAUAGCGACCUCAACCCCACCGCCACGGAGACUGUGAUAGAGGGUCACUAUGGCGGAGUGCGGGUCAUAGCGGAGGGUCGCGGCUCUCAGCUUUACAUCGGAACCACCAAAAACUGCAUCCUGCAGGGAGACGUGGAAUUGGGCUUCUCACCCGCCGUGCUGGGUCACGUGGACGAGGUAUGGGCCUUAGCAGCUCAUCCAAGUCUGCCUCAGUUCGUGUCGGCCGGCUGGGAUAGUCUGCUGCAACUGUGGGACGGGCUCAGCCAUUCCACCGUCUGGAGUAAAGAUAUCGAGGAGCGCGCCCAGUGCAGUGCGUGGUCAUCAGACGGCAGCGUGAUCGCGGUGGGGUGUUUGAGCGGCAAGUGGCUGGUGUUCAGUCCGGAGUCCCGGCAGCUGCUCGCUCAACACGUUGAUGGUACCGAACCCAUACAAACUAUAGAAUACUCACCCGAUAACAAGUUAGUGGCGAUCGGGUCCCGAGACAACUUCAUCUAUAUCUACCAGGUGGAUGACGAGUGCACGCGGUAUUCCAGGCUGGGGAAAUGUUUGGGCCACUCCAGCUUCAUAACUCAUGUGGACUGGUCACAGGACAGCCAGUACCUCAGGAGUAACUCCGGAGAUUACGAACUUUUAUAUUGGAACGCCACCACGUGCCGCCAGGUUCCGUCGGCGUCGGCCAUGAGGGACGUGCAGUGGGCCUCCAACAACUGUCCCAUCACGUUCACGACGGUGGGCGUGUGGCCCGAGAGCGCUGACGGCACCGACAUCAACUCCUGCGCCAGAUCUCACGAUAGCCGGUUGGUGGCCACCGGCGAUGACUUUGGCAAGGUCAAACUGUUCGCGUACCCGGUCACGCAACCAAAGUCGCUGUGCCACCAGUACGGCGGUCACUCGUCCCACGUGACGCGCGUGCGCUUCCUGGCUGACGACACACGGCUGUUGUCCGCGGGCGGCAACGACACCGCGCUCAUGCAGUGGCUUCUGGACUAGGCAAGCGAGUGGCUCCUGGACUAGGCAAGCGAGUGGCUCCUGGACUAGGCAAGCGAGUGGCUCCUGGACUAGGCAAGCGAGUGGCUCCUGGACUAGGCAAGCGAGUGGCUCCUAGACUAGCUAUCUUGUGGCUUCUUUACAAGCCAAACGAAUGGCUCCUGGACUAGCCAUGCGAAUAGCUCCUUACCUAGCUGAUCAAACCACCCUUUACACAAAAUGUACAUUAUGUGCUUGAAAUAUCGCUCUGUAAUGCAAUCAGUCAUAGCAUUCGUAAGUUUAUCGAUCAAUGAUCAUAGAAUACAAAUAGAACAUAAAAUUAUAUUUUAUUGUCUAAACAUUACACCUACUUAAUAUUUUAUUGGUGCAAUAACUAUCCUAGAUGGAGCCACGGCUCACCUUAAUUGUAUUUACACUGAAUUUCUCUGAUCUGUUUCUGUAGUUAAUGGACUCUUGCUUAAACAUAUACACUUAGAAUAAUAAAAACCCGCCUUAACUUAUACUAUAUAUAUAUAUAUAUAUAUGCAUAGCGCAUCCAAUAUACUUGAUGCAUUAUAAUAUUUAUAUAAAAGUAGCCGACCGACAGACCAUGUUCUGUACAUAAUAAAAAAAAAGCUGUUUUUAUUUAGUUAUCAAAUGCCUUCGUGAAAAACUCAAGCAAUGAAGGGAGUAACAAAAAAAACAAAAACGUAGGUACGACAAACAGCUGAUAUUUAUAUAUUUUUAUGAUUUAAUUAACUGAACAACAUUGAUGUACAAAUAAUUACCUGUGUAAGUUUGCCUUCACAACCCUAGUAGAAUGUAAUAUUACCUACAUAUUAUUUCCUUCUAAUGGAUCUAACAACAAGAAUAUUUGUUUUGUACUAAAUUUGUUGGUGAAUACAACUCGACAAUUUUCAUCAAUCACAGAUAAUUUUAUAUAACAACAGAAGAGCAAACGUAAGGGACCAUGUUUAUAAGUCAUUUAAUUUCCUCUUUUUAAGGUAUAAGUAAAUAAUUUAUUCGUUUGUUGCCUGUAUCACAAGUCCAUUUUAAGUUUGCAGACAUGAUAAGAUAUAAUUUAAAAAAAUAUUAUCAAGUUUAUUUUGAUAUAAUAAUCAUUCAUAUACAUUAUAGUAAGAUAUUUUAUAUUGUCUAUAAUAACCGAGGCAAGAUUUUACAUCAAGAUUUUUGGCACAAAUACACGUUGAUGCACAGAUACAGCUUGGUGAACUGUGUUUAGUACAAAGUACAUUUUAUUUUAGAUAUUAAUAUAUUAUUAUGUUCACUGCGGUUGUGAUACCAAUGAGUGGCUUUACGAAAUCCGUCGGUUUCAUUUUAUAAGUAAUAUUUUUAUUUUAAGUUUAGCAACACUAUUUUAUAGUAUUUUAUCACGUGCAACUCUGCGAAUAUUGUCAAUUAUUGUGAAUUAAGCUUUUUAAAUAUAGUUUUUGUAGAUUUUAAGUUUUUUAUUAAGUUUCAUUGCAAAUAUUUUAAUGCUGUCUUUAGGCUUUUUAUUUUUAAGUCGUAAUAUCAACGUUUAUAAUAAGAGUAUAAUUAUGGUAAGAUUUGUUAGUUUUGUAUUUAUAAGCUAGUCACGAUUAGGUCAUUUCAUUUUAAUAACAUUUUAACUCUCAUUUCCUAGAUUAAGAAUUAAGUGUUUCUGUAAAUACAAUAAUAUAUGAUGGCUCUGUCUGUCUUUACAAUGUGCCUCUAAUAAAAUAUGAUAAUUUAA